AUGGGCAGCCAGGACCGUCCUUCCUUUUUCUGCUCUCGUCCUGAUGGGACUCUCACGCCGCUCAUCGCGGUUGAUGACCUGCCUCCCGGUCUGUCUGUCCGCGGCGUCUCUCGUGCUCUUACUCCCGGUGAGACUCAAGGAAUGACCAGCUGCGGUGUUGCUGCUCCAAGGGCCGAAAGCUGGAUUGUCGAUGGUUCUCCUUCUGGUGCUCGUGUCGUAGCUGAUGAAAAGGUUCAUGAGGUCAACUCUCUGCUGUACAAGAUUCUUCGUGAAGACAAUGUCCACGGUGAUAUUCGUUCUGCCAUCCAGGAAGUCCUCUUCCGUGGUUUUGAUGCUCCUUCUCUGGUUGCUGCUACUGACUCUAUCACUUCUGCUGUUCCUGUUCCUGCUCCUGUUCCUAUUUCUGCUUUCGACCCCGGUGCCCAGACUGCGUCUCAGCAUGGAUUUGGCAAUACCCAGGGAGGAAGCACUCAGGCCAAUCAGAAGAACGCCCACAGCAAGAAGCACUAUUGCUCCUACUGGAUCCGUCACGGCGAGUGCGACUACUCUCAACAAGGCUGUCUGUACAAGCAUGAGAUGCCCAUGGACGCUCAGCUGCUAGAGAAGCUUGGUCUGCGUGAUAUCCCUCGUUGGUACCGUGACAAGUUCUCAGUCCCCAGUCUGCAGUCCGGUUAUGGAAACAAGGAUGGCCAGAGACAGUAUGCUCUGACUGAGCAUGCCCACCAGUCCUCCUCCCAGUCCCCUCAGAGAUCUAUCGAGUGGAGCCUUUCUGUUGACGCCCCAGGAAGCAACGAGCAUCACGACAAGCAGGGUCGUCACAGGGCCCCCAAGUCUCCUCGUGGUCCUGGCUUCGGGCCUGGCAAAACUCGUGGCAAUGUUAUCAAGGUUCAGCAGCCACGUAAGAACUACGCCGAGUCUGCCAAUGUCACUCCCACUUCGUCUAGUGCCAGCUCGGGCGACUCUUUUGUUAUUCACAACGCCCCCAGUCACUCUACAGGUGCUACUCUCGCUUCUGCUCAGCAGAAUUCCGGUCGAUUUUCUUCCCAGAGCAAGCAAUUGCUCGAGAAGGAUGGUAUGACUACCGAGAGACAUGACCUGACUACUAGCUUUCCCGGGCUGACCGUGGAGGAAACUCUGAAUGCUUUCUCGAGGAGUGGCUUCCGUACUAAGUCUCGCCGUCCAUUUGAGUAUGACCGCGACAAAUUCGGUGGUGACGCCAAUAUUCAAAGUCCGUCGAACGGUAAUCCCGCCGGUGUCAACCCAGUUAGUCGUCCCAGUACAUCUGUCGGUGAUCAUGUUUCCAAUAUUGUCAAAACUGAUGUGCACCGUCGCAUCGCCUUCACCGCGGAACCUGGUUCUCGCUUUGUUCCUCCGUCUGUGAAUCCUGUUUUCCGUUACACUGCUCCCAACUUCAAGGACCCCGAGCAGCGCCGUAUUUACAACAACCUUCUGUCUAACAGCGAGUCGAUUCACCCACACGACAUGGAGUACACUUACGGUGCUAUCGGUGAGCCUGUUCAGUACCCCGGCACUUCGUCUAAUACUAGUGUUGAAACUGCCUUAUUGUCCGGCCUUGACAAGUUCUUUGACGAGGCUGUCAAGAAGAACGCCAAGCCUGACAACUAA
Penicillium atrosanguineum is the source of this 1626-nucleotide messenger RNA. RefSeq lists its product as uncharacterized. The coding region runs from base 1 to 1626 and encodes 541 amino acids. The record is from RefSeq and is a predicted model, not a curated record. Lineage: Eukaryota; Fungi; Ascomycota; Eurotiomycetes; Eurotiales; Aspergillaceae. The transcript is spliced from 3 exons. Gene Ontology annotation, molecular function: metal ion binding.